AAUUCCAACCAAAGCAAAGGUUAAGAAAACAUGUUUCUCCUGUUCAGCCGGCAGCGACGUCACUGUGUUUGUCAAAGCCAUUCACUGAACAAUUGCAUUGAAAUGAAAUGAAAGGAACAGGGAUAGUCCACCAGCUCACUGUCACCAACUGACUAGUUGCAUGUAGAGAGUUCCAGCGGUUGUGAGGAGGAUCUGAGAUGCGAAGGCGUCUUUCGCUGGCGUGCGGCGCUGAGGCAUGUCUUUAAGAGCGUCUCCUUUCCCCAAUUUCUUCCUGGAAGGCCUCCAUGCCGUGGGAUGGGGUCUGAUCUUCCCUUGUUUCUGGUUCCUGGACCGUCUCCUCGCCGUCUGCAUCUCCACCAGUCUGGAGCGCAUGUGGCGGCGCGAGAUGGAGUGCUACCUCCACCCGCUCCAGGUCGUCUUCAGCUCCGUCCUCUUCUUCAUCCUGUUCAUAAUCUCCACGCCGUUCGCCCUCCUGGGGUUCGUGCUGUGGGCGCCGCUGCAGGCCGUCCGCCGGCCGUUCGCGUACCACCAUCAGGAGCAGAUCAUUCCCAUGGAGGAUCGCAAUGCUAGGUGGGAAGAGACGGGGAAAGUCAGUUUUGGGUUUUUGACGGGAAACCUGUGUCUGCUUCCCGACGGCAUCGCGCGCUUCAACAACCUCGGGCACACGCAAAAACGCGCGGCGUACAUCGGUAAAAGCAUCGUCCAAGGCGUCACCCGCCCUCACAUCCGUAUUUUCGUAGAUUCUCCCAGCAGCUGCGGCACUGUUACGCCAUCCAGCAGUUUGAUCCCGCAACCGCCGCCAUCCUCGUACGGAUCCAUAGACGUUUCCGCGUCCAACCAGAUGGACGAUGUUCGCGAAACCGACGGCCUUCCCAAACCCAACAGCAAUCAGAACUCCAACCAGCACAAGGAUCCGCCUCGGACGCUCCCACAAGACGCUGACGUCCUGAUGGAAGUGUCCGCUCUGUUCCCGUCCUCCGUAGACAUCGUGUGUCUCCAGGAGGUUUUCGAUAAGAGAGCUGCUACGAGGCUCAUGCGAGCUCUCGGUCCGCUCUACGGACACGUGCUCUACGACGUCGGCGUCUAUGCCUGCCAGCCGGCUGGAACGUGCUCGUCUUUUAAGUUUUUUAACAGCGGUUUGUUCCUGGCUAGUCGCUAUCCCGUGAUGGAGGCUGAGUAUCGCUGCUUUCCCAACGGACGAGGGGAAGACGCUCUGGCUGCCAAAGGACUUCUCACUGUAAAGGUGGAAAUUGGGUUGCAAAAAGGUGAUAAGAAAAUGGUCGGGUAUAUUAACUGCACUCACCUGCACGCUCCUGAAGGGGACGGAGCGAUUCGCUUCGAGCAGCUGAACAUGUUGACCAAAUGGAUCAGUGAGUUCCAGGCAGUGACCAGACGAGAAGAUGAGAUGGUGAUGUUUGAUGUGCUCUGUGGAGACUUCAACUUUGACAACUGCUCUCCAGACGACAGGCUGGAGCAAAGCCACAGUGUGUUUGAGGAGUACACGGACCCCUGCAGAGCCGGAGCCGGCCGAGAGAAGCCCUGGGUCAUCGGAACCCUGUUGGAGCAGCCAACGCUGUACGAUGAGAACAUGAGGACACCAGACAGCCUGCAGCGGACUCUGGAGACUGAAGAACUGCGUAAGGACUAUAUUUCUCCUCCGGUGGCGGUCGAAGGUGUUCCUCUGGUCUAUCCUGAGCCCGAUGAGCCCUGGACGGGCCGCCGGAUCGAUUACCUGCUGUAUCGAGAGAGCGCUGUCUCCAGUCACGGCAAAACUGAGCUGGAGGAGUUGACGUACGUGACGCAGCUGGCUGGACUCACGGAUCACGUUCCUCUGGCCUUCAGGCUCUCCGUCUCUCUGGAUCCACAGCACUAAUACACAAAGAUGUGUGCUUACGAGUGGACCAGACGGAUGAGGACACUUCAAAACAUCCAUCAGAAAGCAACCAAAUGCUUCAGACCAACAGUUCACCUCAAAUAGCUAUCAUUCAUUCACACUCGGAUGAGUUAAUGAUGACAGAAUCAUUUUUAGGGAUCAGUAAAAGAAGAGGCCUAUCAUUUUAAAUGCUUGAGAUGUGGAGAAACACCAAAUAUCACUUUAUGAAUCACUGUAUAAUCAAAGCAAUAGUUCUGACACUCGUUCCUAUGCAUCUGUACAGUGCCAGAGUUUAUCUAAGCAUAGAUAUUACAAACACAUAGAGAACAUUCUGUUUUUUUAUGACACUGUUUUUUUUUUUUCAUGAUGACACAGAAAUGAUUUUAGAAAUAUAUUUUAAUAAAAGGGUAGUUUUUUCAUAACACGUGAUCCUUGACUUUUUCCUGUGUUUCUUCAGUCCUCUGUGAAAUCAUUUAUUAUUGUAUUUCCUGAUCAUAUUAAGCAUUUUGUCUUUCUUGAACCAUAACACAGUAACACUAUACCUGGUAUUCGAAUCAUAUGCUUUAUUUUCUCUUUCAGAAAUAAUAAAUGUACAUUCAUUUUAUUUACUUUUUUAUAUCUUGAAAUGCAACUGAAGUCCAUUUGGGUAAGUGUGUUGCCAAAUGCAUGGAUGUACAUUUACAGAAAUACCAUACUGAUUCAGUUUAAAUACCAUGGUAUUUUAAAUGUGGUAAAGUAUAAUAGUAUUUUUUAAAACAUUGUGAUGCAAAAACUUGAGAACUCACAAAUAAAGUGUUUCAAAUGUUUUAUUUUAAUAGUAAAACAUAACGUGUCCAAUAUCAACAAGGAUCGUAAAAAAAACUUAAAGGUUGUAAAUAAAAUCGAUUAUUGGAGUAGGAUUUGCGAGAAAAUAUAAUUAAAGUCAUUUUAUGCUAUAUUCAGUGCUGUAAUUAUAUGUGUCUCUGGAGAACAAAAGCAGUCAUAAGUAGCACAGGUAUAUUUGUAGAAAUAGACAACAAUACA
Messenger RNA from Cyprinus carpio (common carp), 2896 nucleotides. RefSeq names its product sphingomyelin phosphodiesterase 5 (gene smpd5). The transcript has 8 exons. Bases 236 to 1873 code for a protein of 545 amino acids. NCBI's taxonomy places the organism in Eukaryota, Metazoa, Chordata, Actinopteri, Cypriniformes, Cyprinidae. The record is from RefSeq and is a predicted model, not a curated record. Gene Ontology annotation, cellular component: extracellular region; cytoplasm. Gene Ontology annotation, molecular function: sphingomyelin phosphodiesterase activity. Gene Ontology annotation, biological process: sphingomyelin metabolic process.